Messenger RNA from Quercus lobata, 1151 nucleotides. RefSeq names its product Fasciclin-like arabinogalactan family protein. The transcript has a single exon. NCBI's taxonomy places the organism in Eukaryota, Viridiplantae, Streptophyta, Magnoliopsida, Fagales, Fagaceae. The record is from RefSeq and is a predicted model, not a curated record. The coding region runs from base 121 to 885 and encodes 254 amino acids.
UGUCCAAGCUAAACUCUUUCUUUUUUUCCUGAAAGAUUAACUAACCUCCCCAAUAUCUGUCACAAACUCAUUCACACCCCCUUCAUAUUAAGAGAGGUUUCAUCACCCAUCAAGCAGAGAAUGACCAACAUGGCAGCCUUAAUCAGAUUAGCAAUUCUUCUAGGAGCGCUAGUCUCAGCAGCCACCCCCAUUACUUAUCCUGUAAGGAACAAAAACCAUGAACUUCUUGAUGCCAUUGCAGAGAUGCAAAGAGCCAACUACUUCACCUUUGUCACUCUAAUCAACAUGGUCUCUCUUGACCAAAGAAUCCAAACCAAUGUCACUUUCUUGAUGCCCAAUGACCGGAUGUUAUCAAGGACUUUGAUGCCACAAGGCACUGUUUUCGACUUCUUACUCCGCCAUUCAAUCCCGUCACCUCUGCUUUUUGAUUAUCUACAGCAUAUCCCUACAGGUUCUAUCAUACCUAGUUCAUUGCCUGACUACGUGCUCAAAAUCUCAAACAAUGGUAGGAGAAAUUUCACUCUGAACAAUGUGAAAAUCAUUAGCCCAAAUAUUUGUUCAGCAGGGUCUUCCAUUAGGUGCCAUGGCAUUGAUGGAGUUUUGUCACUAAAAGUGAUGCCAGAGAAUAAUAACACUUCUCCCCCCUCACCUUCUUGCUCUAACAGCUCAAGUCCUCCUGCUGCAGAGGCUAAAGCACCAGCUCCAUCUUUACCAUUGCCGGCAACACCAAUUGGUGAACUUAGUCCUACUCCAGCAACUGCCCCAACUCCAACUCAACCAAAUGCCAGGCCACACAAUUCAGGGUCUUCUCCAUGGUUGUCUCAUGGAGGAAUAUUGAAAUUCUUUGUGACCUGUGUGAUGGUGCUAAUAGUGGGGUCUAUCUAGUGUACUAUAAUUUUGAAAUCUUUGCAGUACUAACUAAAUCAGGGAUGUUGAAAGUUUGCACAUGGGCCAACUAGUUAUACAAUUUUCACUAUGAAGUCCUUGUUUUUUGACUUUUUUCUUUGGCCUGAACGAUCAAGUCAUUGUUGGAAAAGGCCAAUAUGCAGUUAUGCACUAGUCUUAUAAUAUGCAUCGGCUACUAUUUUGAAUUUAGCAAUAGCUAAACAAACACCAAUGCACUCCAAGAUUGAACUGUUUUUACCCUGGAA